GGCGUGUUAUGGGGCGACCCCUGUGGUGUCACAGCCUGGAAGUUGCACACUUUCUCCACUCCUCUGCUUGGUCCCGGGCCGGCUGAUGACCUCGGAGGAGGAGUUGACCAGUUAACUUCAGAGGAAUGUGGCGAAGCUGUGCCAGGAGACGUGGGUCGACUCGGUGCCACCGGGGGAGACUCUGAGGGACGUUUGCUGCUGGUACACCAACUGCACCUUUGUGGAAGGUCCCAUUAGUACAGGUUUUCAUGGAUUUGAUGCAGGAUUCCACUCAGACCUUGUGGGGUCUGAACGCCCAUUUGAAGGACUUCCUCAAGCAAGUGAACAAGCUGCAGGAGACUAACCAGCGGCUGGAGGCUCAGAUUGCCAACUGGGGUGCCAGGAGCACCUUACGCUGCCAGGACUGGUCCCAGCAGGAGCAAACGGUGAUGGAGCUCCGAGCCCAGGUAGGGAAGCUUCUGAUGGAGAACGCCCAGCUGGCUUUACAGUCCGACAGCGUCAAGUCCCAAGCCGCUGCCAUCAAGGCCAGGUGUGAGAUGGAGAAGCGGAACACCAAGCAUUUGGAACAACAGGUGGCGCUGCUCAGGGAGUCCAAGAAGAAGGCAGAUCUGAUCAGUGUGAGGCUGGAGGCAAACCUCCGUUGCUCCAUGAUGGAUCUGCAGCAGAUGCACCAGGAGUUUGAGGCAGCCCGGGCUCUGCAGCUGCAGAAGGCCGGCUCCUGUGAUGCUCUGUUAGCGCCGGACGCAGCAUCGGGAAGGGAGGAGGAUGGCACAGGGAUGGAGCUCACCCGGCUCCUCGACCGAAUCAGAGCGCAGCACAGCCAGAACAGACUUGCCAGACCUGGUGAGAGACAUCCCGGCCUGAGCGCUGCCUCACAUGCGUUCCCGGGCUUGCUCGGGCCUAGCCGCUUCGGAGCCAGAGCCGGACCUGGAGCCGGCUCAGCAGCCAGAACAAACGGAGGAGCUCUCGCAGAGGAGGAAGCAGCGUGGGAGCAGGUGAGCCUCGGCGGAGCAGCGCUCAGAGAGGCGCGGGCUGAGCUAGGGGAAGCCAGGAGACAGUGGCACUCCCUGCAGGUGGAGAUAGAUACUCUACAUGCCUUGGAGAAAGGCCUGGAGAGUUCUUUGCAGAACACCCAGCAGCUGUACUCCAGCCAGCUGCAGCACCUUUCUGAGGUGAUCUCCAGGCUGGAGAAUGAGCUGGAGCAGGUGAGGCAAGGGCUCCUCACCCAGCGCCAGCGUCACAGCCAGCUGCUCAACACCAAAAUGAGGCUGGAGCGUGAGAUCACCACCUACCGCCGGCUGCUGGAGCGUGAAGAAAGCAGAUACAUGGAACGUCAGGGGCAGGCAAUGGUGCUGGAGCCCUGGAGAGCUUCUGUGGUCGAGGCAAAGGAGAACGGCCUGGAGAACGGCUUCAGUGACCCUGCUGUUACUCCAGAUGAACCAAAGUCCGAGCCCCUACCUGAAAUACCGUCACUCCUCCCACCAGAUAAUGAGCUAAAGAAAAGCUCUAUAUUGCAAAGACAGCAAAGCCUUGUGAUACUUACAGAGCCAGAGCAAGAUGAAGAUUUGCCCAUCUCCACUGUGAAGACUCAAGAGAUUCUUCAGGGCAAUGUGGUGCGGGAGAGCGCAGAGGGUCACGGCACCAUCGAGACCGAGAAGAUUGACAAGGUGAUCAAGCAGUGGGAGGGCUCCUUCUUCAGAGGCAACCCCAAAUUGCGCAAGAAGUCCGUCUCGCUGCGUUUUGACCUGCACAUGGCUGCCGCAGACGAGGGGUGCGCCCAGACAAAACAGGACAGCCUGCCCGACGUGGAGGUGCGCCUCAUCAUGAAGAGAUCUCGCAGUGUUACAACUAUCCCACCGUAACGCUGGUUGCCGGGGUCAGCACGGGGUUCGACUCUGCAGCAGAUUAUGGUAACACUAACAGUGAUGAAGAAGUAACAUCUAAUUUAUAUAUGGGACUCAAUGUAUUACGUUAUUAUGUAUGAAUUUGAAAUUACCACACUUAAGAGGCAUUUUAAAAUGUCUGAAGACUUUGCAUCGUAGCCGAUGAUUUAAGGUGAGUCGCUGUGAUGACAAGACGAUGCGUUAGGCUUUCGUGCAGAUCUAACAGAGCAGUUUUUUAUUUAGCUUCUCAAUUACAUUCAGCAAAAAAAAAAACAUGAAUCCUGCAAUAUUUUAUUCUGUUGCAGGUGAUGUAGAGAUGAUAAUCGAUGAGCUGCUGUGGAUGAUCUGAAGGUGUUUUUCCUUUGUAAAAUGCUUUUGCACUGUGGAAACAUGCAGCACUUUGAAGAACUUCAGCACUGAAAUAUGCAGAAUGUGUGUAAAGUGAGUCCUUGUCAUUGCAUUUAGUUUUAUGUGGAGAUUUUUGCAGCUCAAAAUGACAAUAUAGGCUAUAUUUACAAUGCAUUGUCAUAAAUAAUGAAAACAAUAAUUCUGAUUUCCUGUCUUAACCAGAGGAGGGCAG
This is a messenger RNA of Thalassophryne amazonica, 2463 nucleotides long. RefSeq names its product keratin 222 (gene krt222). The transcript has 10 exons. Lineage: Eukaryota; Metazoa; Chordata; Actinopteri; Batrachoidiformes; Batrachoididae. The record is from RefSeq and is a predicted model, not a curated record. The coding region runs from base 249 to 1862 and encodes 537 amino acids.